Messenger RNA from Nymphalis io (European peacock), 3045 nucleotides. RefSeq lists its product as uncharacterized. Gene Ontology annotation, molecular function: long-chain fatty acid-CoA ligase activity. The transcript has 8 exons. Gene Ontology annotation, biological process: long-chain fatty acid metabolic process; fatty-acyl-CoA biosynthetic process. NCBI's taxonomy places the organism in Eukaryota, Metazoa, Arthropoda, Insecta, Lepidoptera, Nymphalidae. The record is from RefSeq and is a predicted model, not a curated record. Gene Ontology annotation, cellular component: mitochondrion. The coding region runs from base 29 to 1732 and encodes 567 amino acids.
UGUGUCAAACGCCCGCGAAUAAACGGACAUGGCGCGAAAAAUUAUUUUACGUCAAAUCAGAGAGUUGAAGUCUUUGAGGAAAUUUUCGACAAGUAAUUUCUUGAAAAACAGGGAAUAUGUAAUUAAAUCACCGAUAUCUGAUAUAGUAAUGCCGAAAAUGAGAUUCAUGGACCGACUUUGGUUGCAUUUUGGAGCUUUUCAGGAUCAUGUUGCUAUUGAAUGUGCCGAAACAAAAAAAAGUUAUACGUACCAACAAGUCAAGAAAAAUAUGGCGGUUUUUGCAACAUCCCUUCGAAAAAAGUUGGGUCUGAAAGAAAACGAUGUAGUGGUCGCAUUAUUGCCUAACUGCCCGGAAUUUCCAGUCAUUGCUUUCGGUACUGUUCAGGCUGGGUGCAUCUUUAGUCCUGUCAAUCCAAUAUACAAAGAAAUGGAAAUUAGUCAUCAAGUAAGCUUGACGGAACCUAAAGUCGUGAUAACGAUACCAGAAUGUUAUGAAAAUGUUGUGAAAGGACUUAAAAUGGCCAAAAGAGAAGCAAAAAUAGUUGUAAUUGAUAAUCCUAAUAAGGCAAUACCUGAUGGAGCAAUUAGAUAUACAGAAAUCGCUGAAUCUGGGGAAGCUGAUUUUGAUUUACUUGACAAAGUCGAGAAGAAAAAUGAUGAUGUAGCUUUUAUACCGUUUUCGAGUGGGACAACUGGAUUACCGAAAGGAGUUGAAAUCAGUUAUAAGAAUCUCAUAGCUGGAAUGGAAAUAAUGUCUAGCGAGGAAAAUAGAUUCCCUGAUUUAACAAAUGGCAGCUAUCAAGAAGUGGUACCGUGUAUUCUUCCUUUCUUUCACAUUUACGGCAUAGUUGUCAAUUUGCUUGGACAUUUAGCUUAUGGCUGUAAGCUGAUCUCUUUGCCAAAAUUUUCAACAAACACCUACUUCAAUGUCCUUAAAAAUCAAAACCCCUCAAUUCUAUAUUUGGUUCCUCCUGUGGCAAUUCUUCUCGGUAAACAUCCUGAUGUCACAAAGGAAUAUUUCAAGAACAUGAGAUACAUUAUAUGCGGAGCUGCACCGCUGGCCUCGUCUGAUAUUACAGCGAUUUUAGAAAAAGGAAAUGGUAAAAUGGAAUUCAGCCAAGGCUUCGGAGCAACAGAGACAACUUCAUUAGCAACAACAAUAUAUAAAGGAGAGAAGGAUAUAGAUUACUCAGGUUGCGGCAAACCUCUGGCGAGCACAGAACUUAUGUUUAUAGAUCCUGUCAGCGGAAAGCCGGUUCCGUAUGGUGAAUCCGGAGAACUAUGUAUAAGAUCUCCCACAGUAAUGAAGGGUUAUCUUAAAAAUGAAGCGGCUACUAAAGAAAGCAUAACAGAAGAUGGAUUCUUUAGAACUGGAGACUUAGGACACUACGAUAUGAAAUACGGCCUUAUUGUUACCGACAGGAUAAAAGAACUUAUCAAGGUAAAAGGAAUGCAAGUAGCUCCAGCAGAGCUAGAAAGUAUACUCCGGUCUCAUCCAGCGGUCCAAGACGCAGCAGUUAUCGGCGUGCCACAUGACUUCAACGGUGAAGCUCCGAAAGCUUUCAUAAUAAAGAAAAACGGUCAAAAUGCGUCCCCCGAGGAACUCCAAACGUUCGUAUCUAAAAAAGUAGCGUCAUUCAAGAAAAUUGAAGAGGUCGUUUUCGUUAAUGAUAUCCCAAAAACUAGUUCAGGAAAAAUAUUGAGAAAGGAAUUAAAGAAAAUGUAUGCAUAGCUUAAUUAAGAUUUAUUUGUUUUAUUUUUUAAGAUAUAUUCUUUUUUAAAUUUGAUUAUAACGAUUGAGUUAUAUAACGGUGAAAAUGUGAUUUUUUUUAAAAAUAAAUAAAGAAAUUAUUUUUAACAUAUAAUUUAAAAAAAAAAACGAAAUUUUGAUAAAAAAUAUAUAGGAAAUAAAUUAAAUUAUUAGUUCUCUAUUGUAUUAAAAAAAUUAUUUAUCUUAAAACGUUACAAAAGAAGUCAUGUAUAAUUUAUGUAUCUAUAUGGAUGUUAUAAUUCCUCUGUAGGUGUGUAUAUAACUCCUAAACGACUGGACCGAGUUUGAUGAAUUAUAUUUUGUGUAUGGGACCGGGUUUAAGGUAUGGCUUAGAUUGGAUAGAUGGUGCUGCGAUCGGAUCUAGGAUUUCCUUUAAAAAAACGUUUUAUUGUAAGGAUUCAAGCUAAUGAUAGUUCAAAUUAUUAAUUCGGGUUCCGUAUUUUUAAGCGAAAAACUAACCCGUUGCCAUCGGUCAUGUGAAAAAACGAGACAAAACAAAAUCAAUGUUUUAUUAUUUUAUAAUACAUGCUUUUUUAAAGUGUAUCAAAAAUAUCCGAUUCAUAAUGGAUAAUGGUUUAACCUUUUUCUGCCUAUAGGGUCGUUUGGACUCACUUUUUUUUUGGACAUUUUCUAUUACAGCCCUAGUUCCAAAAAAGUCAUAAUAUUACCAUAAAACACUAAUCGUUUUGAAUUCCCUUUCUCUUUACCAGAAUAGUUGCGAAACUUCUAGAAUUAUUUAAGUAGAUGUAAAAUCCAAACCAUUGACACUAAAAUUAUACACAAACAUAUCUUUGUAUUGACGUCUUGUACUUUAAACAGAAACCUGUAUUAUCAACUAUUUUCCUCAUAAGAGUGAUCAAGCUAGAAGUAUUGCUCUUAAAUGGAUACACAAAUUAUCGUAAUAAAAAAAAAUCAAAUCAAGAUAUAAUUUAUUCGAGUAGGCUAUUGCGAGCAUUUCUUCAUUUAAAAAGAUUAAAUUAAAUUUGAACUGACCACCGGGUCGGAUUAUAAAUUCCACUGUGAAGAACCGACAUGAUACUACUUACUCUUUUACGACAAGUUACGUCAAUAAUUAAAAACAAUUGAAUCAAAAUUUAUUCUGCAUGGAAAUCAACGAAAUCCACGCGUUUUAUUGAGUAAUACGCCUUAAAAAUCAAUGUUAUUCACGUUUGACAUAAAUUUAUUUACAGGUAUGUUAUUUAAAUAUAUGUUUCUUUGUUAUUACGAGUAUAUCAACACUCCGUUUAUCUUGAGAACGUACUAACAUACAUGUA